AUGUCCAGCAACGUAUCUACCUGGUCAAAUGACGUGACCGAUAGUUAUCUUCUUUUAGAAGAUGGUAGUGUUUUCUUAGGAAAACGCUUCGGUGCCGAUGCAUCCAUCGAUGGUGAAAUUGUUUUUCAGACUGGUAUGAUUGGUUAUUCGGAAUCACUCACGGAUCCUUCUUAUCACGCUCAGAUUCUAGUGCUUACAUACCCACUCAUAGGAAAUUAUGGCGUCUUCGGUGACGAAAAGGACGAAUACAGCAUACCAUACUGGUUUGAAUCCCAUCGUAUAUGGGCUGCUGGACUCGUGGUUGGUGAAAUUUGCGAGAAGCCCAGCCACUGGCGACAAACUAAGACGCUGUCUAAUUGGAUGAAAGAACAAAAUGUACCUGGUAUAUGUAAGAUUGACACACGAGCAUUGACAAAAGUUAUUACGGAAAAAGGUACUAUAUUAGGCAGGAUAGUUUCCGGUCAACCAUCACAUACUUUACCAAUAAUGCCUCCAAUAGAAGAUCCUAACAAGAGAAAUCUUGUUAAGGAAGUUUCACAGUCAAUCCCAAAAACGUAUAAUCCAGAUGGAUAUCCUCGUAUAUGCGUAGUUGACUGUGGGUUAAAAUACAAUCAACUGAGAUGUCUGUUAAAACGUGGUGCUCGCGUUGAUAUUGUGCCAUGGAAUUACGAUUUUAAAACUACGAAAUAUGAUGGCUUAUUUCUCAGCAAUGGCCCGGGUGAUCCUAGCAUGUGCCAAGUAAUCAUAGAAAAUAUUCGAGAAGUAUUUAAACAAAAAAGACCUAUCUUUGGUAUAUGUCUUGGGCAUCAACUGUUAUCUAUAGCCGCUGGCUGUGUUACAUAUAAAAUGCAGUAUGGCAAUAGAGGCCAUAAUCAACCGGCAACGCAUUGCAUCACCGGACGUUGCUACAUGACCUCGCAAAAUCAUGGAUUUUGCGUCGAUGCUUCUCAAUUGCCACCUGAUUGGGAAGUACUCUUCAUCAACGCCAAUGAUAAUAGCAAUGAAGGUGUAGUCCACUCAGUCUUACCCUAUUUUUCCGUUCAAUUUCAUCCGGAGCACACAGCAGGGCCUGAAGACCUCGAAUGUCUUUUUGAUGUAUUUCUGGAGAGCGUGGAAGACCAGAUGAAGAAUCGUUCUUGCGUUUCUAUAAAGAAUAGACUCACUGAAAGACUAGCCUAUCAACCUUCGGUUCCAAUCGUAACCGAACAACCGAAAAAGGUAUUGAUUCUUGGCUCGGGAGGUCUCAGUAUCGGCCAAGCUGGAGAAUUCGAUUAUUCAGGCUCGCAAGCAAUUAAAGCGCUAAAAGAAGAGUCAAUACAAACUCUGUUGAUAAAUCCUAAUAUUGCUACAGUGCAAACGUCAAAAGGCAUGGCCGACAAAGUAUAUUUUUUACCAAUUAUACCGGAGUAUGUCGAACAGGUAAUACGAUCUGAGAGACCGGAUGGUGUAUUAUUAACAUUUGGUGGGCAAACCGCUUUAAAUUGUGGCCUGAAACUUGAGAAAAACGGCGUGUUUGCCAAGUAUAAUGUUAAAAUUCUAGGGACACCAAUUGAAUCCAUCAUACAAACUGAAGAUAGAAAGAUUUUCGCAGAUCGUGUCAGCGAAAUAAAUGAAAAAGUCGCACCGAGUGCUGCCGUAUAUUCGAUUCAAGAGGCAUUAGAAGCUGCUGAAAAACUGGGUUACCCCGUAAUGGCGCGCUCUGCCUUCUCGCUCGGUGGUCUCGGAUCAGGCUUUGCGAACACGAGAGAAGAGCUAAGGACAUUAGCGCAACAAGCUCUAGCUUAUUCCAAUCAAUUAAUAAUUGACAAAUCCCUAAAGGGUUGGAAAGAAGUGGAGUACGAGGUUGUUCGUGAUGCAUAUGACAACUGCAUUACGGUGUGUAAUAUGGAAAACGUCGAUCCACUCGGCAUACAUACCGGCGAGUCCAUUGUUGUCGCGCCGAGCCAGACUCUGUCGAAUAAAGACUAUAAUAAGUUGCGAACUACCGCCAUUAAAGUCAUUAGGCACUUCGGCAUCGUUGGAGAAUGUAACAUCCAGUAUGCUCUCAAUCCAUUCUCCGAAGAGUAUUACAUCAUCGAGGUGAAUGCUAGAUUGUCCAGAAGCUCAGCUUUAGCUAGCAAGGCUACGGGUUACCCUCUGGCUUACGUCGCUGCCAAAUUGGCUCUUGGAAUACGUCUGCCGGAUAUUUGUAAUUCUGUUACCAAAGAGACUACAGCCUGUUUUGAGCCGAGUAUUGAUUACUGUGUGGUAAAAAUACCAAGGUGGGAUCUUAGCAAAUUUCAUCGAGUCAGCAAGAAGAUUGGUAGCUCUAUGAAGAGCGUGGGUGAAGUGAUGGCAAUCGGUCGUAAAUUCGAGGAAGCCUUCCAAAAGGCAUUGAGAAUGGUCAAUGAAAAUGUUAAUGGCUUCGAUCCUUACGUGAAGCCGAUAAAUGAUGAAGAACUAGAGAAGCCAACAGAUAAGAGAAUGUUUGUUCUCGCAGCUUCAAUCAAAGCCGGUUAUUCGAUUGACCAAUUAUACAAACUCACCAAAAUAGAUCGCUGGUUCCUUGAGAAGAUGAAAAACAUUAUUGAUUAUCAUAUACUCCUGGAGAAUAUCGAUCAUACGAAACUUACACGCAAUUUACUACUGGGAGCAAAGCAAAUCGGCUUUUCGGACAAACAAAUUGCCUCCAUAGUGAAGAGUUCCGAAUUGGCUGUCAGAAUACAGAGACAAGAAAAUAAAAUCCGACCGAUGGUCAAACAAAUUGACACAGUAGCCGCUGAAUGGCCGGCUAAUACUAAUUAUCUUUAUUUAACGUACAAUGGUACAACUCACGAUGUAGAGUUUCCUGGCGGUUACACAAUGGUGAUAGGUUCUGGAGUGUACAGAAUUGGCAGCUCAGUAGAAUUUGAUUGGUGUGCCGUAAGUUGUCUGCGUGAAUUGCGAAACCUUGAACGUAAAACCAUAAUGGUAAAUUACAAUCCAGAAACAGUUAGCACAGACUAUGAUAUGAGCGACAGAUUAUAUUUCGAGGAGAUUUCCUUCGAGGUAGUGAUGGACAUAUACGAUUGUGAGUGUCCUGAAGGUAUAAUACUGUCUAUGGGUGGACAACUACCUAACAACAUUGCUAUGGAUCUGCAUAGACAACAAGCUCGAAUCCUCGGAACCUCCCCAGAAUCAGUUGAUGCCGCCGAAAAUCGUUUUAAAUUCUCUCGUAUGCUCGACAGUAUCGGCAUAUCGCAACCGAGAUGGAAAGAACUGACAAAUUUGAAGUCUGUAAUUGAGUUUUGCGAGGAAGUUGGUUAUCCAUGCCUCGUGAGGCCUUCGUACGUAUUAAGUGGUGCCGCAAUGAAUGUCGCCUAUUCAAAUCAAGAUCUCGAAUCUUAUUUAAAAAGUGCGAGUGAAGUUAGCAAAGAGCAUCCCGUGGUAAUCUCCAAAUUUAUUCUUGAGGCAAAGGAGAUUGAUGUAGAUGCCGUGGCUUACGAAGGGAUUAUUUUAUGCAUGGCAGUAUCGGAACAUGUGGAAAAUGCUGGUGUUCAUUCUGGUGAUGCUACAUUAGUAACACCACCACAAGACAUCAAUACGCAAACUCUGGUGAAGAUAAAAAGCAUCUCGAAGGCAGUAGCAGCAUCUUUGGGAGUCACUGGUCCUUUUAACAUGCAGCUGAUUGCAAAGGAUAACGAGCUGAAGGUAAUUGAGUGUAAUGUACGAGUAUCCAGAUCUUUCCCUUUCGUCUCAAAAACUUUAGAUCAUGAUUUUGUUGCAACGGCAACUCGUUUAAUCGUUGGCGCUGAUGUAACGUUGGGUGUCGAGAUGGUAUCUACCGGAGAAGUAGCUUGUUUCGGUGAGAAUCGUUAUGAAGCUUACCUAAAAGGCAUGAUGAGCACCGGUUUUCAUAUACCCCAAAGAGGUAUUUUACUCUCCGUAGGAAGUUUUAAGCAUAAAAUGGAGUUACUAGGGGCUAUCAGAAAUCUAAAGAACAUGGGAUACAAGUUGUAUGCCAGCAUGGGUACCGCCGACUUUUAUACAGAACACGGUGUUGAGGUGGAACCAGUAUUAUGGACAUUCGAGAACAUUGCCGUGAACGAGGAUUCUAGUCCGAGCCAACUUCGGCAUCUCGCCGAUUUUUUAUCGAAAAAACAAUUCGAUCUCGUAAUAAAUCUACCAAUGAGAAACGGUGGAGCCCGGCGUGUUUCAAAUUUUAUGACGCACGGUUAUCGAACGAGAAGAUUAGCUGCUGAUUAUUCUGUACCUUUGAUUACAGACGUUAAAUGCGCGAAGCUCCUGGUUGAAGCGUUAAGAAUAGUUGGCGGAAAAGCACCACGUAUGAAAACGCACACCGAUUGUAUGUCAUCGCGAAAAAUGAUCAGAUUACCCGGCCUUAUCGAUGUACAUGUACAUACCCGUGAUCCUGGGGAGAUUCACAAAGAAGACUUCGCCUCUUGCACCGCGGCAGCGUUGGCCGGAGGCAUAACAAUAAUUUUUGCAAUGCCCAAUACGAAUCCUGCAGUAAUAGAUCACAAGACUUUCGCGAUCGCUAAAACGCAUGCUGCAGCUGACUCACGAUGUGAUUAUGCACUUUUUGCUGGAGCUUCAUCAGAUAAUUAUAAUGAUAUACGUGAAAUAGCACCACACGUAGCCGCUUUGAAAAUGUAUCUGAACGAGACAUUUACAACUCUUCGUCUCACUGAUCUUACUGUUUGGAUUAAGCACUUUGAAAGCUGGCCGAAAAAGUAUCCUUUGUGCGUACAUGCGGAAGGACAAACUACAGCUGCUGUCCUUCUGCUGGCGAGUUUGCACAGCAGACCGAUUCAUAUAUGUCACGUAGCACGUAAAGAGGAAAUACAAAUCAUUCGAGCUGCUAAAGAACAUGGAUUGGCAGUUACAUGCGAGGUAUGUCCGCAAUACUUAUUUCUUUGUCAAGAAGAUUUAGACCGAAUAGGCCAUGGAAGAGGUAAUGUAAGACCUACCUUGGGAACAAAGGAGGACCAACAGGCUCUAUGGGAUAAUAUAGAUAUUAUCGAUUGUUUCGCAACCGAUCACGCUCCACAUACUAUGCAAGAGAAAUCUUCUGAGAAACCACCACCAGGAUUUCCCGGAUUGGAAACUAUGUUACCGCUUUUACUGACUGCCGUGCAUGAAGGAAGACUGACCAUAGAGGAUAUUAUAGACAAAUUAUAUCGAAAUCCCAAAAGAAUCUUCAAUAUCCCCGAUCAACGUAACACGUACAUCGAGAUCGAUCUGGAUGACGAAUGGAUUAUUCCGGAAGCAAUGUCAUACAGCAAAUCGAAAUGGACGCCUUUUACUGGAAUGAAAGUUCGUGGCUCCGUGCAUAGAGUGGUUUUAAGAGGCGAGAUUGCUUACAUUGACGGACAAGUACUAUUAAAUCCUGGAUUUGGCCAAGACAUUAGGGAUAUACAAUAUAAUACGAAGACUCCAUCAACGCUUCAUGCGCCAAUAACUCAGCUCACAGAUGUUGCCAACAAAGCGUUAUCAUUAGACAGUCUCAUAUCACCGACCUACGAAAAACCAAGUAUACAUGUUGAUGUACACGAAGACGAACAAAUCGAAUCGUUCACACAUCUCUUGCAACCAGCAUCGCAUAAAUCAAGCGUCCACUUUGCGCCGUAUACAGACGCUAUCGAUAAAGAACAUUCCAAGACGCUACCCUCUCAAAGAACUAUUUCACCGUUGCCCAUCAGUAAUGUUACUAGAUACAAAAGCGACAGUAAUCCAAAUCUGCUUAUGACUACCGUCGCAUCAAUUCCAACUAUCCAUACAAGCAACAGUCUAAUCGGACAUCACGUGCUUACCGUGGAUAUCUUUAAUAAAGACAUAUUGAAGGAUGUAUUUCACUUAGCAGAAACUUUCCGAAAUGCUAUCAGAAAAGAACGACCCUUGGACCACAUUUUGAAGGGGAAAAUUAUGGCUUCCAUCUUUUACGAAGUCAGUACGAGAACAUCGUGCAGUUUUGCUGCCGCAAUGGAACGUCUCGGUGGACGCGUGAUAUACAUGGAUGGUUCUACAUCAUCAGUGAAGAAAGGCGAAACCUUAGAAGAUUCAGUAAUAGUUAUGGCAGGAUACGCUGAUGUAAUUGUACUCAGACACUCAGCCCCGGGUGCAGCAGCUAGAGUAGCGCAGCAUUGUAGGAAACCGAUAUUAAAUGCUGGUGAUGGAACCGGCGAACAUCCGACGCAAGCGUUACUGGACAUUUUCACAAUUAGAGACGAAUUCGGAACUGUAAACGGUCUUACGAUUACUAUGGUCGGGGAUUUAAAGCAUGGUAGAACCGUCCAUUCUCUUGCAAGACUACUGACCCUCUACAACGUAGAACUUCGCUAUGUUAAUCCACCUGGCCUUGAUAUGCCGAACCAUGUCGUUAAUUAUGUUGCUGAACGUGGUAUCCCUCAAGAAAGAUUUUCUGCUCUGGAAGAGGCUUUACCCGAUACCGACGUACUCUAUAUGACGCGAAUACAAAGUGAGCGUUUCGCUACUCAAGAACAGUAUCACAAGAUGUGCGGAUUCUUCAUAGUAACUCCGCAGCUGAUGUCUCGUGCGAAAAGAAAGAUGGCAGUGAUGCACCCUCUACCACGUGUUUUCGAAAUAAGCAAAGAAUUUGACACUGAUCCACGGGCGGCUUACUUUCGGCAGGCAGAAAACGGAGUCUACGUGCGCAUGGCAUUGUUAGCCAUGGUCCUUGGACGCAUUUAAUCUGAUCGUGGCAACCCGUCAUUUGUGAAGCAAAGUGUCUGCUGAAGGAGGUCAACGAUUGCGCCAAGAAAAAGACACAACAUUUCUUCUACGAUGCAAUUUGCA
Messenger RNA from Cyphomyrmex costatus, 6795 nucleotides. It is a transcript of the gene rudimentary, whose product is annotated as carbamoyl-phosphate synthetase 2, aspartate transcarbamylase, and dihydroorotase rudimentary. The transcript is spliced from 26 exons. Gene Ontology annotation, molecular function: aspartate carbamoyltransferase activity; carbamoyl-phosphate synthase (glutamine-hydrolyzing) activity; metal ion binding. The record is from RefSeq and is a predicted model, not a curated record. Gene Ontology annotation, cellular component: cytoplasm; carbamoyl-phosphate synthase complex. Gene Ontology annotation, biological process: 'de novo' pyrimidine nucleobase biosynthetic process; L-glutamine metabolic process; L-arginine biosynthetic process. NCBI's taxonomy places the organism in Eukaryota, Metazoa, Arthropoda, Insecta, Hymenoptera, Formicidae. The coding region runs from base 1 to 6690 and encodes 2229 amino acids.